ACACAGGAGCCGCCGACCAACUGUAGUCCUUGCCCUCUCCAGAACCAUGCGCAGGGCGUGAAGAGGCCUGCCGGGGGGCAUGGAGAUCGUGCUUGAAGUCGUUGUUCGAGGCAGCACGAGCAAGAGGCAGCUGGAGUCCUCCAUCAGGUGUCACCACCGACGUUCCUUGAGGACCUUUAUGAAAGGUGGCACGACGGAGAGCGAACAAAAGCUGGAACACGGACUGCGGCGAAGAAGGCGGAAGUUUCGCAAUAGCACCGUGUCUUUGUCUUCGACGGAAGCCGAAUACAUUGCUGCCGGGGAGGGCGUCAAGAAGGCGUUGUUUGUGCGUGCUGUGCGUUCGUUUGUUGCCCCGGAGACCAGUGGUAGCAGCAGCAUCCAGGUCCUUGAGGACAACCAGGGGGCGAUAGCGUUGGUGCAGAACCCCCACCGCUCAGGCCGCACGAAACACAUCGACGUGAGAUUCCAUUUCAUCCGCGAAUUGUUUAGGUCGGGGGAUAUUUCGGUCAAGUUCGUUCCGACAACGGAGCAACACGCGGACCUCCUAACCAAGGCCCUUAGCAGGGCUAGUCUGCAGUACCACCGGCGCAAGUUGAUGAAUUUGCCGUAG
Messenger RNA from Ectocarpus sp. CCAP 1310/34, 610 nucleotides. Lineage: Eukaryota; Phaeophyceae; Ectocarpales; Ectocarpaceae. The record is from the annotation of a GenBank genome assembly.